GCACCGAGCACCGCCAUGGGGGGCGGGGCCAGGUGCGCGUACGGCCGGGGUCUGCGAGCCCCGCUCACCGGCCAGAAGCGCACAGGUGGCUGCACCGACUGUAUCGAGCACACACGCACGCACACCAUGGCUCCCUAUUUCACCACCGGAUACCCUUUCCAAGGUCAGGGCCGGGUGAACCAGCUGGGAGGUGUGUUUAUCAACGGGCGUCCGCUGCCGAACCAUAUCAGACUGAAGAUCGUGGAGCUUGCGGCAGCCGGGGUGCGUCCGUGCGUCAUCUCACGACAGUUACGCGUGUCGCACGGCUGCGUGUCCAAGAUUCUGAACCGCUACCAGGAGACAGGUUCCAUCCGGCCGGGCGUGAUCGGCGGCAGCAAACCGAGGGUGGCCACCCCCGAGGUCGAGCGCCGCAUCGACCAGUACAAGAGGGACGCACCCGGAAUCUUCUCCUGGGAGAUCAGGGAGCGCCUGAUCAAGGACGGCGUCUGCGACAAGGCGUCCGCACCCUCCGUCUCCUCAAUCAGCCGCCUCCUGCGCGGAGGCGGUGGUGGGGGCGGCAAGAGGGACUCGACGGACGAGCACAUCAAGAACCACAACAUCGACACAAUCCUCGCUGGCUGCGCAAUGAGCUCAGCUGACGACGAUUCAGACACCGAGAGCGAACCUGGUAUUCAGCUGAAGCGAAAAACUCGACGCAGCAGGACAACCUUUUCCGCUGAACAGCUAGAGGCCCUUGAGAGGACCUUUGAACGUACCCAGUACCCUGAUGUGUAUACCAGGGAGGAACUCGCCCAAAAGACUAGGUUAACCGAGGCCCGUGUUCAAGUUUGGUUUUCGAACCGGCGUGCGCGUCUGAGAAAGCAGUUGAACGGCCAGCCCCACCAAACACCCACUUUCCAACCACCCGAGCAGCCCUUCCAGUCACCUCAAAUCGCCGCGACGUGGCCGCACCACCAAACCUCCUACGCCACCCCUUACUACACGCAAGACUUUCACCAGGAGCACUCUUGGAGCACAAAAAGGGUCACUGACCCUUGGAGCACCACAGUUCCUCCCCUCACCGACACAAGCAGCAGCGGCAGCAGCUUGAUGUUCGCGGCUCACGCGGCGGCGGCGGCGAACGGGGCAGCGGCCGGCGCGUACGCUUCCUUCCCGACCGAGGCCAAGUCGGGCUACCCGUAUCUCGGCCAACUGCCGCACAUGGAAGCCUCCGCCGUGCACUGCUGAUGCUGAGCCGCGAGACACUCGAAUUCUCUGCUCUCUGAUCACACUCCGCGGGGCGAUUCGUGCCGCCCGCCGCUGGCCCGUUGAUAACUUAUUUUUUCUCUCUUCGCCGCUCAAAAUCGAAAAACGGCAGCAGGCGUGUUUUCCUACCAAUGCAGCGACGCAGCACACGAUUUUUUCAUUCUAUCCUCGCUGCCUCGCGUUUGUGUAUCGUGUUUCAGCCUUCACCAACGCGUGUUGUGUAUUUAUUACCAAAAUUGUAAAUAGCUGAUGCAAAGAGAUGAUUUUUGUACAUUUCUUAAAUCUAUUUUUAGAAUAAAGAAUAAAUUUAUUUAUUUUUAAAUUUA
Cloeon dipterum is the source of this 1571-nucleotide messenger RNA. RefSeq names its product protein gooseberry-neuro-like. The record is from RefSeq and is a predicted model, not a curated record. Gene Ontology annotation, molecular function: RNA polymerase II cis-regulatory region sequence-specific DNA binding; DNA-binding transcription factor activity, RNA polymerase II-specific. Bases 16 to 1227 code for a protein of 403 amino acids. Gene Ontology annotation, biological process: anatomical structure development; regulation of transcription by RNA polymerase II. The transcript is spliced from 6 exons. NCBI's taxonomy places the organism in Eukaryota, Metazoa, Arthropoda, Insecta, Ephemeroptera, Baetidae.